This is a messenger RNA of Spirometra erinaceieuropaei, 16354 nucleotides long. NCBI's taxonomy places the organism in Eukaryota, Metazoa, Platyhelminthes, Cestoda, Diphyllobothriidea, Diphyllobothriidae. The record is from the annotation of a GenBank genome assembly.
CUCUUCAACGCUGAGACACGAGCUUUCCAUUAGGAAAGCGUGUUUGUAGGGUGACCUACAUGUUGCCUAGUUUUCGUAAGGCCGUGCUAAAAGAACGACGAGCCUCAUCCACACGUGAGUCUUUCUGUAAAUAUGCAGUGUGAUCUGGGAAUAGGGGCGAGGGGGGGGACGGCCGUUUUGAGACAUGUAAACUAGAGCUCUUUGCCAGAUCGCUCACUGGAUCCAGACCCGUAUCUUCUCGACUUGAAAUAUUCCUGCCACUGAAUGUGGAAGGAGAGAAUGUGGUUGACGCUGCGUCAGCCUCCAUCCCGCGUGGAUUCUGGGAAACGCAAUCCCUGACAACAAAUAACACUAGAGUCAGGGUUGAUGUAAGGACCAAUGAUCAGAUGUCGAACAAUCUGGUCAUCCAGCACACGUAGGGCGUUGGAAAACCCCUGUGGGGUCGUGUCCGUUCACCAAAACAAUCUGUACAAUUAGAGCAGUGACCAGAUAGUUACCGUCAGUGACCGAUCUCAUGAAAUGCUGACCGAAAUUCCGGAAUGCCUUUUCGACUCGAAAAGAUUACUUAGGGGGGUUGUAAUAUUAAGCACCGUGCAGCAUUAUCCCAUAAUAAUUUACUUGCUUCGGGAUGCGGGCUUUCGAACGAACUUCUUUCAAGUCGCCUGAAAAAGCUACACUGUAAAAAGUGACUACUUAAAUGGGAUGAAUUUUUCUCAUUGUUUUUAGAUGCCCUUGUAAAUUCAAAUAUAUUUUAUAGAAAACAUGCCCAAGAAUUUCAUUCUUUUACUUAUUUCGUAGAAAAUUACGUCUUCUUCAAAUUUUAUACUUAAAGAAAGGGUAUAAUUCCGUUUGGAAAAAAACGUUUUUAAUUCUCGAAAAAUUUUGAACACGACCUGCCGUUAUAUUCGUAUUCAGGGUUUCCAAGCUCCAAGCUGUAUAUUUUCCCUGUUAGGAAAAUCAUACACUUCUCUACGGUAUUAAGAGUAUACGAUAUGGGGUUCCUAAAGUUUAACAGUGGAUUUGAGCCAUAUUGUAAACUUUAAGAGCAACGCUGGUAAAUGCAAAGACGCGAUGCUUUAUGAACGGGCAUUUAGCGGUCUUUAAACAUCGUAUAAUUAUAAACUUUUUUUAAAACCGAAUCAUAUCCUUUCUUCAAGUUUUUAAAUUUAAAGAAGACACAAUUUCCUGCCAAAUGGGUAAAAGAAUGAAUAUUUUUGUGCAUGUUUUCCACGAAAUAUAUUUGAAUUUGUAAGCAUCGAAAAUCAGUGACAAAAUGUCAUGCUACUUAAGUACAGGGUGUAGUUCUUCAGGCGGCUUGAAGGGCGUUCAUUCGAAAGCUGGCAUCCUGCACGGUUACUAAUAUUACAAUCCUACUUAAGUCAUCUUUUGGAGUCUAAUGCACAUUUCAGGAUUUCGGUAAACAUUUCAUGAGUUCGCACACCUACUGUAAGUGAGUGCCUUCUUCGCCCUCUUGGACGAACCGAGUUCCACCAUAUCUACGCACUAGUUACUGAGAUGGUGUCGGCCUUGUGCCAGUGACGAUUUCUGGCAUUGUAAAACUCUCCUGUGGCCAUACCUUCCCGGCAGUGUUGCUGCUCCUUUUUUAUGCAUUAGUAGUAUGCCACACUGGGUUCAAGUGCUGCGAGUCUGUAUCUGACUGCGACUUGCCUCUCGUGCUAGUCUAUGAAAUGGACUGUCCCAUGGUUUGUAAAAGUCUGCUGAUCAGAAAACCAUGGACCUCGCGGCCCAGUGUACGCUGGCAGUUCUUCGGUGUCUGGUCCUCUGGCGGUACAUGUGCUUGGGCUUACCCUGGGUAUACAGGCCGUGUGCACGACUGUCCAGUCAUCAACGUCUUUUCUGUUGGUCAAAGUCCUGAUCGAGUGUCUGUUGUGGACCAGGCGGCGUGGAGUAGAGCGCCAAGGUGCGGAUUCUGCCGCGCCAUCCACCUGCGCCCUCCCCCGCGUCCGGUAUUCUUGACACUGUCUUGACACCAGGCCCAGGUGGGGGAGGAGGAGAGGGUGCGGGAGAUGCUUCGCAAGUCCGCCCGUGCAAACCACCGUGCCUGCUUUCACGUUGCUGUGGAGCACACGAUGGAUAUCGUCGGAUGCGAUGGUCGAACUAUCAUCUAUUGGUUGUCUGAUUUUAUCGUUAACAAAAAUCAGUCACAGGUUUUUCCUAUAUACCAGAAUCAAAUGCGGAGCCUUGUUUAGAGGAGAAAUCGUAACUUAAAACACUGAUACAUUCGGUUUCACAGAGAUCAGAUGCACUUUUCAGUGCUACGACAGAUAUGCUAUCUCAUGCAAUGUUGACCGAAAUUCUGGUGUGCGGGUUUUCGAUUCGAAAAGAUGACUUAAAUAGGGUUUUAAUACUGAUUUCCAUAUAGGUAUUUCAGGUAUACAGGUAUUUCACUCGUGCUAGGAUGCCGGCUUUGAAACGAGCUGCUUCCAGACCGUUCACAAAAACCUCUUUCCGUAAAAGAUGACUUCUUACGCCAGUGCAAAUUUUUUCAUUGACUUUUGAUGUUCUUAUAAAUCCAAAUAUAUUUUAUAGAAAACUUGCACGAAAAAUUCUCCUUGUUUACUUAUUUGGGUGCAAAUUACGCCUUCAAAAGGUUCACUUUAAGGUUGAGUAUCAUUCCAUCUUAAAAAAAUACUUUUUUAGUUCCCGAAAGUGCUUUGGACCCAGCCUUCCGUCACAGUUGCACUCAGGGUUUCCAAACCACAAGCUGCAUAUUUUCUGUGCAAAACAAGCAUGCAUUUCUAUACGCUACUGAGAAGACAUCACACGGGGCUCAUAGCAUUUUGCAGUGGGUCUGGACCUUAUUGUAUACUUUAGGAGCAACAUUUAUAGAUGUAAAGAUACGGUGUUUUAUAAAUGAAAAUCUCACGGUCUUAAAAAAUCUUCCAAUUAAAACCUAAUUAAAAUCAGAAGAUGCUCCUCCUUUGUGCACAAAAUUUAAUUAAGACCUUAUUCGCUGCCAAAUGAGUAAAGAAGGAGAAUUUUUGUGCAUGUUUUCUAUAAAAUAUAUUUGAUUUGUAUGAGGACAUGGUAAAUCAAAAUUACUAAACUACUCACUUUUCACAAGGUGUACUUGUUGCAGGCGCCUGAAAAGGAGCUGGUUCAAAGGCCAGCAUCAUUCCGUGACUGAAAUAUAUGGAGAUUAUACCGCACGGUAAUCAGCAUCACAACCCUAUCUAAGUAGUCAUUUUGAGUCGAAAACUAAUUUCAGAAUUUUGGUUGACAUUCCAUGAGAUCGUAAAUUCAUUGUAUGCAAUGUUUAAAACGCUAUUUAAAAAAAUCGCAUUGUGAGUCCUGAUGACCUUUGCUCAAAAAAAAUUGGGCCAUAAAUUAUUCCACUCAGCAAUAUUUUCACUCGGUGAACUUGACCGCAAUGCACCUAUCACAGAUAUACGGUAGUACAAACUCCAAGCACGCCCCCCGGCUCCUCGGAUGCCUGAGUCACAAAUUGCCAGUAGCAGUGUCUUACAAGCUCAUUGGUAAGACCACUUGAAUCCAGCCGAGGCUGUUUCUUGAAGUCUUACGUUGAGCUGGUCGACCGGCAGCCCUUAGCCGCAUUAUUUUCGCUUGUUGAUCCCACUCACUGAUGCGCCGAAUGGGUGAGUGAAGAUGUCCCCUGUUUACGACUGAAACUACCGGAAGCCAUCCGCCGUCCAUCCAUCAAGUCGUUUCACCCAACCGCUGCUGUUGUGCGGCUAGAGGACAGGAACGCGUCCGCGCGCCGUGGUUAGGUAUGCCCAAUUACACGGGCAUUUUAUGUGCCUCGACUCUCGUAGAGCAAAUAGGCUCCUCGAUUCUCACUAUAACAGGCCCAGGUAGAUGUUGGCGUUGUUUUUAAGUCUGCAGAUGGGGGGGGGAUUGCGAUUUGAGAGGGUAUGGUCGUUGUUUGAUCUUGGAGACAUCUUGCUGCUCCACUAGCUAGUAGUAAUUUUUGCUCUGGUAGUUGCAAGUGGUGAAACCGCCGUCUUGUUUUUAGUCGAAGAGGCAGACGUCUUGGGUUGUAGACGAGGUCCUGGAAACUUAAUGAGCUCCUAUCAGAUUUCAGCGAUGGUCGUGACUACUGUGCCCUGGGCCUGGCUGGGAAGCAAAGUGCUAAGCGGCUCCCCUUUAAACUACAUCUAGACCCCGAUUGCGCUCCACAUAUCCGGCCGCUCAAGGACCUUCUUUUGGCAGAACCUCAGCAGGAAAAGUAUCACGGGUGGCCCUUAUCUACGAUUGUCUCUGAUGAUGUGUUCGAGUGAGAAUCCGAAAUGUCAGGCCAGUAAACUUCUUGUUCCAGUGAUCGCAUCUUCUUCCGGUCUGUACCAUCUGUUCUCUGCGUAUUGGGACUAAUGUGUUAGCAAAGAAGCAAAAGCUAAUAGCCAGCCAUAGCUUGUCAUUUUGGCGAUGAGUAGUUGCGCUUUCGUGUUCCGACUUCGGAGAUCGCAGUAACCCCGGGUCGGACUUUUCUAGGAAACUGUAGCUUAGAGUACUCCAGCUGUCUAUUUUUGAAAUUCGUUGCAUUUUGACCGCUCUAUCUCUCACUGCCAUCCCUCUGCUCUCCUCCGCAGCCGUUGGGUCGCCUUCAGCCACCGCCUCCCUUCUGCGGGGUGUAGCUGAGCUGGGCAUAUCAAAACUCAGUCGUUCUCUGUCGCGCAGUCAGAACUUGGUCGCGGAGGCAAAACCACAAGCGCCUGCUUCUACUCCACCCGCACCUACGGCGGCCAUCAGCGCCGCUUCACAGAAAGUGGGCAAUUUUCUCAAAGGUACGUUUUUGCUCUGUCGCUUGUGUCCUACAUUUACGAGGCCAUCUUCUCAUUUGGACACCCAUCCCACGUCCGCGUGUCCUUCGGCGAGGCAGGGUUGGGCGCGGUAGGCGGGGGCACGCCUAUCCCAACACUGGGCGCGCGUAGACGGACUUUUCAUCUAUCGCGCAAUACGAUCCUUCGGAGGACCAAAGCCAGUUUUCGGCCCUAUGGCUGGAUUACCCCACAAUGAAAUCCCGACCCAACAGUUGGAGUGCUAACGGACUAAGUGGAACGUCCAGACACCUAGGUCUUUGUGCGUGUCCACUUCUUUUAGUGGAACCCCAUUUAUGAUGUACUGGUGUUUUGGGAGGCGCCUCCGACCAGAUUCUAGGCGCAAAACUACACAUUUGAAUCUCCUGCGCGAUCGAUGAAAAGUCCGUCUACGCGCUCCUCCUGCUCCUGCUUCACAGAAAAAUGGGCAAUUUUCUCAAAGGCGCGUUUUGGCUCUUUCGCUUGUGUCCUACAUUUACGAGGCCAUCUUCUCAUUCGGGCGCCCAACUCUCCAGCUCUCUUGAUCCAGUAUUAGGUCAUGACUGGUUGGGAACGGCAAAUACUCUAGACAUGCUAUUCCAUGAAAUACUAACCGAAAUUCUUAGCUGCGCUUCAAUUUGGAAAGGUUGUCAUUGUUGAUGAUCUUAUCGCGUUAUGCCGAGAUAUUCCAGCUUUGACAGAAUACCGGCUUCCGAAGGACCUCUUCUUAACAGCUUCUAGAAAAGUGCGAUUUUACUUGCACGAAAUGCAUAUAGCUUGCAGUUUAGAAACCUCGAAAGCAAGUGUAAUAGCAGGUCGGGUUCAAAAGUAUACGGGAUUUGAGAAAGUUUUUAAAAACCGAAUGGUAUUUUUCCUUCAAGUAUAAAGUUUUAAGAGGACGCAUUUCUUUGCAAAACGUGCAUGAGAAAGAAUGUUUUGUGCGCGCUCCCUAUAAAAUAUACCCGAAUCUAUAAGGGCAACGGAAAUCAACGGUAAAAAUCACACUAUUUAAUUAGUCAUUUUUGCAAAAUAUAGUUUUUCGUAGGCGGUAUAUAAAAAUCCCGUUUGGAAGUGGGCAUCCCGACGUGAUUGCGAUAUUGAUGGUUAGUAUGCCAGCCUUACUUAAGUAAUUUUUCCCAAUUGAAAACGCAUUUUUAGAAUUCGCCUAACAUCACAUGAGAUCCAAAUGUGUAGUCUUGCGCCUAGAAUCUGGUCGGAGGCGCUUCUCAAAACACCAGUACACCAUAAAUAGGGUUCCAUUAAAAGAAGUGGACACGCACAAAGACCUAGGUGUCUGGACAAGUUCGAACUUGCUGCCCUCCGAGCACUGCAAAAGAGUCAUCCAGAAGGCAACCAGCAUCAUGCACUGGAUUAGGAGUGCCUUCACAAUGUUUCCUCCAGAAGUCUUCUCACAGAUAAUCGGCACGUUCGUCAGGCCGCAUUUGGAAUACGGAAUGCCAGUAAGGAUGCCCUGGAUGAAGAAAGACAGUGAUGCCAUAGUGCAGGUGCAACGAUGGGCCACAAAACUGGUGGACGGUCUCAGGACUCUGUCAUACCCAGAAAGACUGAUCCAGCUAAACUUGUUCACCCCUAUCCAAUAGAUGAAUGAGGUGUGACCUGUUAUGGACAUUCCGCAUUAUCCACGGGCACGAAUGUUCGCUAAAAUCUGAAGACUUCUUUGAAUUCACGACCAUGAGUCACCUGCGCGGUCAUCCGUACAAAGUCAAGCGGGAGCGUACACGCCUAGACCAUCGGAAGUUUUCCUUCAGCCAGCCUGUUGUUAAACAGUGGAACUCAUUCCCAAGUGAAAAAAGGGACAUCUGAUACAAUGGCAGUUGGAUCGUUCGAUCGUUGAUAAACGAGGACUCUCACUGCAGGACUAUCUGCGGCCAGCCAUAAAUUUUAUUUCCUGAUUGCAUCCCUAUAUAAGGCAUCCCUGACGUUUCAUGAGAUUCCCCCUCGCAACCUACGCAAAUGACUGCACUUUAUGCUGAUUGUAUAUAAUUGCUCUUAAAAUUUCAUAUGCACAUGGGAAAGACCGCCGGCUGCACCCUUCGCAAUCCAGUACUGUAAAAACGUUUUCCGUAAACUAAUGUGCUACUGGCAAAAUGUUACUACAACGUGCUUUUAACAUUUAUAUUGUACGCACCGUUCUCUAUAGGGUCAUCAAGGGCAUUGCCUACUACCCUAAAAUAUACUAUACUACUGUAGUAAGCUCACAGUGGUAGUUUAUAUUUCCCUGGGGAGUUAUCAACAAAGCUUACCUCCCACCACUGUCUUCCCUCCUCGUUAGGCUCACCUCCGACAUCCUGCGCAAACAUCUAUGCUCAGCUCUGGAGCGCCCUGCUUCUACUCGUUAAAGAUCCCUGCCCGUCCGUCUCAGACCUGGCUGCACUUGUUCUCAUGUACAUCCUUCAGAAGGUUCGACCCCUUUUUUCGCCAGUUGAUUUCCUGCACUAACUGCCUGUUGUUUUGUGCUGCCUAACUGGGUGUAGGUCUUCUGUCUAGGGUGCACCUGCAGGCUUGUUUCUGUCAAAGAAUGGAUUUUUGAAAAGGAUGCUCCUCUCAUAACUCACUUACUCUGAAAACCUUUGUAGGUGGCUCAUCUGACGACAUCUUAACCGGAAUUUUUGAAUGUGCCUUCGAUUAGAAGGGACACCCUAAGGACACCACUGAAUAGUCCCACGAUAUUUUGGCCAUGGCAGAAUGCUGGUUUUUAAAUGAGCUUAUUCCCACCAACGGGUCUUUAGAAGUUAACGUGUAUUUUAUAGAAAACAUGCACGAAAAUUUGUAGCAAAUUACGUCUCUUUCAAAUGAUACCAAUUGGCCUUAAGAAUUCUUUUUAAUUUCUGUGCAUUUUUUGAAGCUGACCUGCCGUUUUCAAACUACUCGCUGUGCACUUUCCUAUGUGUCUCUAUGCUAUUAAGAAGAUAAAAUUUUUUGGUUGAUAUGGGCCGUAUUGUAUGCUUUAUUAGCUCGAAGAAGAACGAGUCCUUUGGGAAAAUGAACAAACUUCAUUUCGUAAAUUUUCGAGUCUGGUUCCCCGGCUCGUCUUCAGACGUGUAGUAAGUGUGAAGAAACAGCCAAAAUUUAAAAACGAUAACUGUUCUCGCGUUAAACUUUCUCGAAUAGCACACUUUUCCCACCGUCUAGCGCGUAGCAAGACUUCGCGCUCGUAAUUCAUGCGUAUGUACUGGAAGAUGGGCAUCCCAAGAAACAUAAUUCGAAGAAGAAUGAGUCCUUUGGGAAAAUGAACAAAGUUUAUUACGUAAAUUUUCGAGUCUGGUUCCCCAGCUCGUCUUCGAAUUAUGUUUCUUGGGAUGCCCAUCUUCCAGAACUUUAUCAGCUGUAUGAAUUGACACUUCACGAUCUUAAAAUACCCCCUAGUUGGAAGCUGUCGGUGGGGGUCGAAAACGCGGUCCUGAUUGAUCAAUAAAUGAUCACUUUUGUAGUAUUUUUGAUUCCAGUAGCUGGUCAAAAUUUAUCACUUUCGUACUAUUAUUGAUUUCAACAGGCUCAUUGCUACUUCCGGAUUCCCUAAAUUUGAAGUGCUUCGCGGGCUGUGACGAUCAUGGUCCGCAAUUACGUUAGGGUCCGGGUUUUGCGGUUAGCAGUUGGGUUAUGGUUAAGGUUUAGCGUUGGGGUUAGGGGGUCAUUUGGUACCCACUUUCUACGACAUCCACUUGCGGCUUAAACCGGAUUGGUCACAUUUUUGACGGUUUAGUUUCGAUGACCUUGGCGGGGAAUUUGCUCUACUGGUUGCCUGCAGUGACUUUUUUAUUGCGCGCUGCUUUUGCUGAGAUUUUAGUGCCCACUAUAACAAACUGGCGUAUUUGCCUAUAAUACCUGCGUUUUCCCUUAAUUUUCCCGCAGCCCCACCCGCAAAGCCCCUUUUACCUCGACCCCCCUAUUGGACGCGCAUGGGCUUUCCUAUUUUUCAGUAGGACCGCGUUCCGUGCCUGAGAAGGCGUAUUUCUCUAUUAAUUAGCAUAAGAAAUAAUACGUUUGGGCAUGUUUUCUAUAGAUUAUGCUUAAAUUUAUAAGGGCAUCGAAAAUCAAUAGGAUAAAUCCAUGCCACUUUUAAGCAAUCAUUCUUUACCUAAUGCGGUUUCGGCAUACGACGGAAAAGAAACUCAUGCGAAAGGAGACCUCCUGAGGUGACUGAUAUAGUCGGAUUGUUCUGUAUGUUAAUCAACAUGACGCCAUCACCUGAGUAAUCCUGUCUAAUCGAGAGCACAUUUCGUGGGUGGCAUACGCCACCUAUAUUAUUGCCUUUUUGAAGCUGUAAUUCGUCACUACUUUGACCGGUAUUUCACGUCCACUUAGCCCUGAAUUUCUCUCAAUCGUAAUCAUGCCAUUCUUCAAUCUCCACACUUACAGUGCCACUUUUCCUCAUUUUAGCUCGUAAAAAAGGUGAGUUGUCUCUUGUGGUUUUUCGUCUUAUUUCAAUGCACUCGCGUCCGUCUACAUGACUCCUAUGUCGGGACCGGAUGUCCCGAUUUUUGCACACAAUUAAUGCUAUUGAAUUUUCCCCCUCCCCCCUUUUAUAUAGCACGGUCUGGAUACGGUCAUCUCGCUGUCUGAUGGGACCGUUCGCAUUGACGCCUCCACUAGCGCCUUCGAAGAUGGCGGCGACUACGCUGCCAACAACACCCCUUCAGACAGGGGUUCGCCCAACGUGUAAACGCCCUGUCUACUUUCCUUUUGUUUUCUCUCUUUUCAUCGAUAUUUUGGCAGAUUUUUGCGCAAUUCAUAUUGACCCAACUGUGAAAAACUCGGCGCCUCGGUGGGAUUUGAACCCAAGCAGUAAGGGGAAGGCUUUUGUACAGCCAACGCUGUAACCACUUGGGCUGCGAGGCCCCGCCGGACGACGCGAGUUUAAUCACACUUGGGUCAAGUUACCCUCCCUCUUUUAUUUUCCUUCUUGGGCCGACUCACUUGCCUGCACACUGUGCCCGUUAGGUAUGGAUCACCGUCGGAAUCAAUGGUCGUUUCCGCCACCGCCUCCUCUUCAAACCUCCUCAUCCACUCUGCGCAGUUCCCCAGUCGACGGACAAGGCACCCUGAUCCAGCACCGCUUCAGGAAUGCCCUGUGGGUCCCCCUUUUAUCAUAACUGGGCGGAAGUAAAGGACUAUUUGGGGUUUUUUUAUAAUCCGGGCAGAUUUUGGUAGUCUACUCACGGUAGUUUUUUUCAUGAUCAGCGAUGUUUCGCGUCUCCGCAUUGAGCGAAACUAGCUUGCUCAAAUCUGCCCUACGCUCUUGCAUUACAAUGCGAACCCAGUAUAGCCCGACAUGGCCACACCCACCCGGAGCUCUGUCCUAUAGUUUUGAGAAGUAGACCUCAGAGGGGGAUCUCUUACUCCAGCGAACGCCGGGGGGUCAUAGGAGUAUUUUUUUAAACGGGGCUACUCUGCACAGGAGAAAAUGAAAUGGAAGGCGCUGAAGGCACGACUAGAGACCUAAAAAAGGAAAAGGAGAAAAGAGGCUGGUAAUGAUGAACGGAGUGAUUGUUCGACGAUAAAAGCCCCUCCUGUGGAGGAUGCCCGUCAUACUGACGAAAGUCGCACGGCCGGGCAUCUAAUUCGACGCAAAGAUCUGCACAGAAUUAAGUUCUAUUGCGGAAAUGUACAAAGCCCCUCGAACGAAUUCGACGAACUCAGAACCACUGUGGCCGAGCUGCGUCCUGAUGUCAUGGCAUUUGCUGAGACAUAGGUCACCCAGGAGGUCGAAGACUCCUAAAUGGAAAUAGACGUAUAUCAAGUGCUAAGACGAGACCGAAUCAAAAGAAGAGAUGUGGUGGACUUGCCCUGUAUAUCAGCAAUGUAGUCGAAUAUACAGCAAGUGGGCUAACUCAUGAAAUGCCAACCGAAAUUCCGAAAUGCGUUUUCCUUUCUAAAAGAUUAAUUAAGUAGGGUUGUAAAACUAAUCAGUCUGUAGCAUAUUGCCAUGAUAACUCAGUUACCUCAGGAUGCCGGCUUUUGAAUGAACUUCCUUCCUGCUGCAUGCAAAAAUUACACUUUGUAAAAUAUGACUACUUAUAUAGCAUGAAUUUUUCUUAUUGAUUUUCGACGCCCCAAAAAUCCAAUUAUAUUUAAUGGAAAACGUGCAUAAAAAUAUUCAUUCUGCUCAUUCGGUAGAAACUUACGUCUUCCAUUUUUUUUUACUCAAAGGAAGGGUAUUAUUCGGUUUUCAAAACUUUUCCCAUUCCCGAAUAAUUUUGAACCCGCUCUGCCGUCACACUUGCAUUCAGGGUUUCCAAACUAUAAGCAAUGUAUUUUUCACGUACAGAAAAUCAUACGGUAUUGAGAGGAGACCGAAUGGGGUUCAUAAAAUUAAGCGUUGGAUGGACUUGCCUUGUAUAGCAGCAAUGCAGCCGGUCCUAUUCUCUGCAAUAUCUCGUAAACCAAUCACUUAUAAGCACUGUUAUUUACACCGCAGCUAGUUUUGGUAGAGUUAAAUAAGCUGGAUCCAGCCAAGCCAUCUGAACCAAAUGAGAUUCCAGUUGUCCUACGUCAGAUAACCGAAAAAUUAGCAGAACCACUCUGUAUAAUCUUCCAUAAAUCGCUGGAAGCUGGUAAACUUCCGGAUACAUGGAAUUAGGCAAAUGCACCCAUCCACAAGGUAGGAUCACGGUUCUAUCCUACCAACCACCGGCCGCUAAGUCUGGCAUACAUUUACUGCAAGCUGAUGGAAAAGCUAGUUAAAAAAAACAAUUACAUCGCACGAUAUAUUCCUCUGUCACAUCAGAACACUUCAACAUGUCUUCUGUGAAAAGAAGUCGUGCCUCACUAGCCUGCUUACUUCGCUCAAACAUUAAUCAAAGGCCCUGGGAGUAAUCUUCCUUGACUUCACAAAGACGUUUUAUUACUUUCCACAUAAACGUCUCAUUCAAAAGUUUUCAGACGUGGGGAUAGAUGGAAAUCUCCUAAACUGAUUUCAAGAUUUAUUAAACAGUCGUAGACAAAAAGUUGUUGCCGGUAGCUACUGCUCAGGAUGGGUCUCUGUUAAGUGCUAGGUCCCACAAGAGUCGGUUUCGGUACCGAUCAUAUUCAUUAUCUACGUGGUUCCAUUCCUCAGAAAUGUGGAUGAUUUACCGCCCAUCUGUGAGAAUAAUGGAUAUCCGCCUUUCAGUGACCCGCAUUUGGAGCCUUAUGUAGACUGAAUUAUGGCUCUGGCAUGACUGCAACCGCAUCCUAUGUUAAUUUAUUAAUUACGACGUCUAAUUCCUGGGACGCCAAUAAAUGUCUUUCCUGGCCUCAUGCUGACGGAAUAUUCUUGUUCAUCUAUUCAGGCUUCCGAAUCUCAACGGAAGGCACGUGACGGUGGUAUAGAGAACGUGAAGACGGAGUUCUUCGCUUGGGCUUCUCGUUGGUUUACCCAGCCUCUUCUACAGAAAUACCCCUCGGCGUUGACUAUUGGCUCCGGUAGGUGCCUGAUGUUGAUUGGUUCCUUGCCAGCUCGCUCUUAUAAUACGCCGCGUAAAGUCGUUCAUCCUAACUGUUAGCUUUUUUUAUCAUAGUUAACCGUUGCCCCUUUCACCAAAUUUGGUAUGAGACGUUAAUAUUCAAAGUAGUUGUCACUGCGUGAGGGGGAUACGGUGGAAGACGUAUACAACCUCUGCCGUUGUCUGGCAUUUUUCACACCACGUCUGGGUGAGGUUCAUCGCGCCUGAUUAGGGGACGACGCACUGUCGUUUCAUCCUGACUCGCAGUUCUGACGGUCGGAUGACGACGACCAGUCUUUAAUGUGCUUCCCUUAUUUCCUCUCAUUCCCACUCUAUGAAGUUUUACGUUACAAAGCAUGCUACUCCCUAUAUUUUAGUAACAUUGCGUUUUGCCUUUUACGCUAUCUCCUGACUGAAGCAGUUGCGCUUGCUUCGGUACUACUUGGUCCAUUCAGUACUGUACUGCUUAUUGUACAAUUUUGACAUAGAGGGCAUUCACAGACAAAUUUAUACCAGUGACCAAUGCUUGUUGUAUGCAAUUACUUACCUAAUUUUCUUUGACACUUACCUUGCACACUGUUUUUUAUGACGUUAUUGUAACCAAAAGGGAGUUUAAAGGCGCUCGCCUACCUUUCUCUUAAUAAAUCUGAUCUAAUCUGAUCAUGAUUGUCCUUUUUGUUCUGUUUAGCUUCCUCUCCAGAGAAGGCCGCAGAAGUGACCACAACCAAUUCGUGUCAGUUGCAGACAGCGUUCUCGAAAUCCGUUUUAUCAGCCUCCUCCUCCUCCGCUACCUCCCUGACCUCAACCAGAACGACCAGGAACAAAGCGCAACAGCGGCACCCCUUCACACCACCGUGUCUGGCCUCCCUCAGUUCUGUCUCUGGUGACCCACAGGCCGUGGCUUUCUCUAGCCGUGUGAACCGUUUCGUUAACUGCAUGGCCAGCCGCCAGUCGGGUCGAGCCCGCUGGCACGCCAUCGCCACCAGGCGAGACAUCAAAACCGUCACUCCUUCCACUACAACCACCACCGGCACCCAACCCCCUGCACCCUGCCCUGUGGACUACAAUCGGCUCUGUCGAUCAUCCUCCCCCGAUCUCAGUGGAUCGAAUGACGGUCCGCCGCGCUGUUUUCUGCCCCGCAGCGGCUCCGGCACCAGCGUUUCCUGCAGCGACCAGAUUAUCACACGAGUGGUUGAGACUGCAUCGGAGCCCGGCGCGUUGCCACACUCCCUACAGCUUCUGCAGGUUUUCAAUUCGCCCGCCAAUCAGUGUCCCCUACUGGCCCGUUUCCACCCCUACCGACCGCACCUGGUGGUCGCAGAUGCUGCCGGCGUCUCGGUGUGGGGCAUACGCCGGGCGGAACGUGUUCAGCGUCUGGUGAGCGGCGGCGGUGGUGGCGGCAGUAGCUGGUACAGGGGAGGGGGUGCCGAUGAAGUCGGCCUCGAGGACCUGCUGGCGUACGAGCUGCGCACGGGAAGGCGUCUUGCACCCGGAGAGCCGGUGUCUAUCGUGAAGUCUCGGUAAUUGCCGUCUGUUUAUCUUGCAGUGAUCAUGCGACAGCAGCAUGUUCUGAAAACCCCUAGUCACGUUGUCAGGAAUAAGAGGACAACUUUUUGUUAACGGGCCACCUCUGGCACCUUUCAGAAAACAGGAAUCGGAAGGUCCCUUUCGAGUACUACCGCUGACGUAAGCCGGAUGGACCGUAAGGGGAGUCUGUCUACACAGGAUGAAUCAUCAGAAGCGGCCAGUAGUCGCCUGUGGACUCCGAUCGCUUCCUAAGUUUGUGAAUAGAUCAAGAUCGGUGAGAUCUUGCAGCAGUGAUGCACCUUAACAGCUGAGAGCCGCAUUAGGAGCCCACUAGCACGCUUUCUUGCCAAGCGUGACGGCGGGCGUAUAGCCAUCAGUCUCCAUCCAAUAGGGCAGUCGCAGACCUGACUUUUGGUUGCCUUAGUUUGCAUGCGUUGCAGUUCUGAAUUUCUUCAGAAAACACGGCCGCAUCACUAUGCAGGUUCCUUUAUGUACCUGCAGACAAACCCUCCAGCCGUUGCAGGAUAUCCAGACUAAAAAUAGGUCAAAGCCAGGGCAUUACGAAGUGGGGGAUCGAGGGGGCUAUGGUGUCGAGAGUAGGGCGGUAGACCUGCAGUAGUCAUAUACUUAAAGCUUGGGAAAUCCAGCAUUCAUAUUGCUCCAACUGUGAAAAACUCAGCGUCUCGUUGGGAUUCGAACCCACGACAGUAAGGGGAAGGCUUUAGUACAGCCAACGCUCUAACCACUCGAGCUACGAGGCCGCGCCGGACGACGCGAGUUUAAUCACAUUUGGCUCAAGUGAAUUACUUAGGAAAUCCUGCCUGGGCAGUCAACUUACUGUAUCAGAUUUGGCGGAUUCCAGACUUUGCAGUAGGUUUGGCGGGUAACUUGACCCAAAUGUGAAUAACCUCGCGUCGUCCAUCGGGGUCUCGUAGCUCAGGUGAUUAGAGCGUUGGCUGUACUAAAGUCUUCCCCUUACUGUCGUGGGUUCGAAUCUCACCGAGACGCCGAGUUUUUCACGGUUGCGUCAAUAUGAAUUAUUCAAAAUUUGCCAAAACAUCUAUAAAAUUCAGCAUUGCCAUAAACGGUAUUCCGGAGAUCUUUGCGUUCUUCCUGUCCAGUUUAAGGGUUGUCCUAGGUAGAUUAGUCCAUCAUGCUUGGUUGAAAGUCACACCGAGUGUCUUAGAGCAUGAAGUGACACACAGCUCCGGGUGACGGUAGCCGAUUUGUGCAUAGCCAUCCAAUGGAAGUUCUGGCUCAUGUCUUACAGACGAACUGGCGGUGCUGCGGCACGCGUAGACGGAGGUUUUAGGCCAGGCGGCCAUUCAUAGGGGAGAAGCACUUCGAGACGCCCUGUUUUAAUUCAGAUUCGUGCACAUGUACACGCCUAGCCACCACCUCCACCCAGUCUCGACUUUGUCUUGUCAGUGGAGUACCAUGAACGUUGGAAGAGAGUACGAAGCGCAGACCGCGCACACCUCUGUCACGCGCAGACAAGCCUCCGUCGUCUGGCCACCUGCGGCAUGCGAAGCAGCACGCCCUCCCUUGGAGUGUCUUUUGGGGAAUCCGACUCAAAACACUGUGCAUGUUUUUAGACACUUACUUCCGAGUUAAUGUCCUUUUCCCUAAUGUUACUUGUGAAAAGUAAAUGCCCUUCUUAAGCACCACCUACUACUACCUGGUGGUUCAUUGAACUUCACCGCAUUGUUACGCGCAAUUGUGCCGGCCUAGUUCUCCUGCUGACUUUUUGCUCCUUUUUUAUUUUUACAAAGCCAAACGGGCGGCAGACUGACUGGCCUGGAAAUCAUCAAUUCCAGUGAAGAGCGCAGUCUCGUCCUAACCGCCUCCGCAGAUGGUCGUAUACGCGUUUGGAAGAACUACGACGGGAAAAAGAAUAUGACACCCGAGCUUGUGACUGCUUGGUAUGCACUGGCGUCUUUGGCGCCUUUUGGUUGACGUCCGGUCGGAAAGAUUUGAAUUGUCAAUUUUUCGGCAUGACUUUAGUUCGUUCCUGCCUCCUUUUGGUGCCUUAUUGUUUUGUAUUGUUGUUUGUUUGUUAAUUGGCCAGUUGUGGGCUGUCAUAUUCACCCGUUAAAUAAGUGGGUCGGAUAGUCAUCUGGUGGAUUUUAGAUUGAUUGCUUAGAAAAUCUAACUUGGGCGACUAGCAUACUGUAUCAGAUUUUGUGACAGUUGAUCACAUCUGCGAUUUUCUAUCUGCCAGUCAUCAAGGAACUAUUAUUAAGGUGCACAUUAAAUGUGCAAUUCCUUUUUGAAAACCAACUCUGUAGGUCAAUAGACGGCGUUGCUAUGGGCUCGCCUCUUGGACCGCUCUUAGCCGAUGUCUUCAUGGGCAAGCUGGAGAAAUUUCAACUAAGCGAUCAGAUCAAAAAGCUUAAACAUUACGGUCGCUACGUUGAUGAUAUCUUUGCGGUUGCAACGGCAGAAACCGACGUUGCUGCCUUCCUAAAUGCUGUAAACCGAGCAUAUCCAUCAAUAAAAUUCACGUUGGAGAUGAAAUCGGCCAGUUUGCUUCCUUUCGUAGAUGUUCUUCUAAACAGGAGAUCUGACGGUAGCAUCCGAAGGAGCGUCUAUCGGAAGAAAACCUAG